AUGACACUGUAUUUCGACACGAAAAUAGAGUUUCUGGACUCGGAUGCAGUUAGCACCAUCAGCAGUUGGCAUCCCAGUGAGCCCCUAUUCGCAGUGGCCUCUUUCAGUCCCGAAAGAGGCGGUUCCGUUACCAUAUUUGCGGAUACGGGUGAACCGCAGCGCGAUGUAACCUAUCCGGUGCACGCCACCUCGCAGGCAACUGCGCUGUGCUGGCAUCCGGAGAAGGCGCUCCUGGCCAGUGGCUGGGAGCACGGCGACAUCCACGUGUGGUUCGCCGGCCACCGGGAGUUCGCCAGCGUGAAUGCUCCGCACAAGGCGGCCAUUGUCCUGCUGCAGUUCAGCGAGCAGGGCGGCAGGAUGGUCACGGCGGAUGCGAUGGGUCUGGUUACCGGAUGGCGCUGCGACGGUCAGUACCAGUUCCUGACAAUGUUCUCGCACGAUCUGCGCGAGGUGCUGCUGCUCAUCUGUUUCCGGCGCACCGUGGAGAGCGAGGUGCGCGAGGAGAUGGCCAGUUUGGCCAAGGCGGCGGUGGCCGGCGACGAGAAUGCCCUGGACACCCUGACCAACUGGAGGCCGCGGACGGCAGCGCGCAGCAUGACGCACUCGGGAGUGCGGGACAACCACUGCUUCUACGCCUGCACCCAGGGUGGAGUGGUCUACUACAUCAACCAGGGAGGCGCCUGCGUCGAGGUGAUGAAGUGCGGCUCCCUGCCGCCCAUUGUCCAGAUGUUGUGGCACCCAAAAAAGGACGCUGUCAUUUGCCUGAUGGAGGACCUCACAGUCACCCUAUUUUUAGUGGAAUCCACUGGGAUUCUCACGGAACUGGACAGAGUGAAGAUGAGCGGAAGGGGCGGAGGACGACAUGGAGGCAUCGCCUGGUCCGGAAACUCCCUGGCCAUCAUCACAGGCGAUCUGUUCGUGCGCAUUUGGGACAUCGAGAGGAGUGACAAUUACCUGUUGAAAAUGGAUCUGCCGAGCAACAACCAUAUAGGCUCAUCCCUGACCAGUUUGAGCAAUGGCACCAUGUCCUCCUCGAACCAAUUCUUCAGCCACGACAGCAGCGAGAGCAGCAGUGUGCCCCGCAAGACGCCGAAGUAUGGCCAACUGAAUGGGGAGAUCUUCACCUGCCUGGCCUACAGUUCCACUGCUCAGACUCUGUGUGCCGGCAGCUCGCAGGGGAAUCUCUUCACCUGGAAGAGGAGCAGCAGCCGACUGGUGAGUGCUCCCGAGGAUGCCUGGCAGCUGACCAAUGUAUCCUCUGUGCGCGGAGCCAUCCGGAGCUGCGAGUGGGGAUUUAAUGAGCUGGCCAAGCCCUGCAUGCUGGUCAACUGCCUGUCCAAUGUCUAUAUGCUGAAGGAGCAGCCUCUGCUGGCUGUUCAUACGAGGGAUCUCUGGGCUGUCCAGAGAUCGGCCAAAUCGGUGCAGUUGACGCACUGCAGCGGCAGGGAGACCACUGUGCAGUCAGAGUUCCCAGUCACCGCGAUGGCCUUAAACGAUCUGAGUCUGGUGAUGAGCAACGGCAGGAGCAUUUCAUCCUACAGCCUCCAGAAGGUGGAGAAGAGCCUGGAUGAGUUCGACGAGAUACUGGAAACGGUGGAGAGCAGUGCUCCACCCACAACGGAAACUCCUACAGCGACUCCUUUGAGUGUGAAGCUCCUCCAGACCUUUCCCGCUGAAUGCCUGUCCCUGGAUCUCUAUAACCAGAACAUAUUCUGCCUCGCCAGCAGCGAUAUCAUGGUCUACUCCGUGGGUGGAGUGGUGCUCCAUAGGAUACAACCCAGCGACAUUGAAGGAAAGAUCAUCGGAAUGGAUUUGAGUGGCUGCUAUCUCUCGGUUUUCACCAUGAAUGGCUAUGUGAAGGCCUACGAUGUUUCCCGACACGAUCCCAAGUUGCUGUUUCCCAGCAAAUCGGGACAUGACAUCUUUGAUGACUUCGGGGAGUUCAUCCUGGUCAAGUGUAACAGCUUGGGAAGCCAUUUGGCAAUGGUGAUAGCCAGCAGCAAUUUCACCCCCAUAUCUGGACUAUUCUGCUGGGAUUUUGAGCGCAACAACCUCUUUGAAUAUGGUUUCCUCGAGGAGGAGGCGACUCUAAGUUCUAAAAAGGACAUCUCUUCAUCUAGCCUGCCGGUGAGGAUCUUCUGGGAUGCCGAGGAGCCGCGACUCCUGGCAGUGGAGGUCAAGUCGAUGAUGCAGAAGAACUCUCCACCCCAGAAGAACUCCCAACCCAGUCACUUUGUUCAGUCAAAGAUCUUGCUUUUAUUUUACUCGGAGAAGGGAAGCCUCAAUGUUCUGGAAUCGCAGCCCAUGAGUCCGGGCUCCCAGCUGCUCAAUCUCUGCGUGCCCAACGUGAUCCGCCUGAAGAUCAAUGCGAUGGAGGAGCAACCCCUUCAGGACUUUGUGGAUCUGCAGCAAUGCGAUCCGGUUACCAGGAAGCAGGUCCUGAACUUCAGUCUCUAUGUGGCCGAGGGAAACAUGGAUCUGGCCUACCGCAGCAUUCGAUCCAUUCAAUCGAAGGUGAUCUGGACCAAUCUGGCCAAGAUGUGCGUGCACACGAAUCGCCUGGACGUGGCCAAGGUGUGCAUGGGCCACUUGGAGCAGGCCCGAUCCGUUCGUGCUCUGCGGCAGGCCAUCGAGGAUGACGACCUGGAAACGGAGGCCAAGGUGGCCGUUCUGGCCAUUGAACUGGGGAUGAUCGAGGAGGCCAAGGAUCUGUAUCGCCGCUGCAAGCGCUUCGAUUUGCUCAACAAGCUUCUCCAGUCCAUUGGUCAUCUGGAGGAGGCACUACAGCUGGCCGAGACGGAGGAUCGGAUCCACUUGAAGCACACCUACUACCAGAAGGCCCAGGAGCUGCGGGAAAGGGGCGAUAUCAAGGGAGCUCUGGAGUACUUUGAAAAGACCCAGAAUCCGGCGCAGAAUAUCACGCAGCUGCUGCUCGAAAAUCCGGCGGCCAUGAAGCGCUACAUCCAGACCACCAGCGAUCCCAAGCUGCUCAAGUGGUGGGGCCAGUACAUCGAGAGCUCCGGGGACAUGGACGCCGCCCUGGCGGUCUAUCACAAGGCGGAGGAUUGGUUCUCGCAGGUCAAGAUCCUCUGCUACCUGGGCAAGAUCUCCAAGGCGGACGCGAUUGCCAGGCAGUCGGGAGAUCGGGCGGCCUGCUAUCACCUGGCGCGGCACUACGAGAACGUGGGCAAGUUCCAGGAGGCCAUCAUGUUCUUCACGCGCGCCCAGACCUUCAGCAACGCCAUCCGCAUCUGCAAGGAGAACGACUUCCAGGAGGAGCUGUGGACGGUGGCCAGUUCGUCGAGGCAGCGGGACAAGGCCAUAGCAGCCGCCUACUUCGAGGAGUGCGGCAACUUCAAGCACGCCGUGGAGCUCUACCACCGGGCCGGGAUGCUCCACAAGGCGCUGGAGAUGGCCUUCGAGUCCCAGCAGCCGGAGAUCCUGGAGAUCAUUGCCUCCGAUCUGGUGCCCGAGUCGGAUGCCGAGUUGAUCAACCGCUGUGCGGACUUCUUCUGCAGCAUCGAGCAGUUCCAGAAGGCGGUGCAUCUGCUGGCCAAGACCAGGCAUCUGGAGCGAUCGUUGGGCAUUUGCCUGGAGAAGGGCGUGCCGGUGACCGAGGAGCUGGCCGAGAUGCUCACCCCGGAGAAGGGCGAGUUCGAGGAGGCGACGCGCGUCCACAUCCUCGUGCAGUUGGGUGAGUUGCUGCAGCAGCAGGGCGACUACCACAGUGCCACCAAGAAGUUCACCCAGGCGGGCGAUAAAAUUCGCGCCAUGAAGAGUCUCCUGAAGUCGGGCAACACGGACAAGAUCAUAUUCUUCGCCAAUAUGUCCAGGCAACGCGAGGUCUACAUCAUGGCAGCCAACUAUCUGCAGGCGUUGGACUGGCAGUCGGAUGCCCAGGUGCUCAAGCACAUCGUGACCUUCUAUACCAAGGGGCAGGCCUUCGAUUCGCUGGCCAACUUCUACGCCAUCUGUGCCCAGAUCGAGAUCGAGGAGUUCCAGGACUACGGCAAGGCCCUGACCGCCAUGCAGGAGGCCUCAAAGUGUCUGGAGAGGCUCAGCCACGCCCAGCACGUCUACAACAACCUGCAGCGAACGGUGGCGGAUGUCAAGGCGAUCCUGGAGAUCCAGCAGGCGUUGCGGGAAGGCGAUCACCAAAUGGUCAUUGGAUCCUGCCGCAGCAUGCUAAUUAAACCGGAACUGCCGCCCAUUCGUCAUGCCCACAUCCUGUCCAUGCUGGUUCGGGCACUGGUCUACGCCAAGGAUUAUUCCGAGGCGGGAAAGGCAUUGAAGCAACUGGCCGUCAAGGACAACACAUGGAGCUCCUCGGGACUUUUAGAUCGCGGCAUUGUGCACAGAAUUGCCCAGGAAUGCGACUUGGACUUUGAUCUCAUCUGGAAUUCGGGACGCCAGGUGACCGCCUCCACCAGCGGCACUGCCGCCACUGGAAUGAGCAGCACCUCUGCCAUGACGACCAGUGACGAUGACGAGGCCGAUGACGAGGAGAUCACCGAGGAGCUGCAUUAGAUGAUUCAAUCUGCGAGCGAUGCAGAACUAGUCACGGCCCUGUUUAUUCCGCAGAGGCGGUGUAAAGUG
Molecule: messenger RNA, 4596 nt
Organism: Drosophila takahashii
Lineage: Eukaryota; Metazoa; Arthropoda; Insecta; Diptera; Drosophilidae
Gene: rempA
Product: intraflagellar transport protein rempA
Biological process (GO): intraciliary retrograde transport
Cellular component (GO): intraciliary transport particle A; ciliary basal body; axoneme
Molecular function (GO): protein binding
Source: RefSeq, a predicted model, not a curated record